Messenger RNA from Prorocentrum cordatum, 1416 nucleotides. The record is from the annotation of a GenBank genome assembly. NCBI's taxonomy places the organism in Eukaryota, Dinophyceae, Prorocentrales, Prorocentraceae.
AUGGCACGUGUCCCUACGACCGCGCUCGUUGAGCAAGAGGCCCUCUCGCAGGAGGAAGCGGAGGAGCAGCAGCAGCCCACGGGCCUGCCGCUGCAGAUGAGGACUGCGGCGUGCAGCUAUCCGCUGGUGGUCGUCUCUUGCUACACCCGCUUCGACAACUUGGCCCACGGGCCUCGCGGGACGGAAGCCAAGCGGAGCCUCUACACCUUUCGGCUUGACCCGAGCGACGGCCAGAUGUUGAUGCUCUCGGUGUCGAGCGACGUGACGAUGAACCCAGCCUUCUCGCGCUUCCACCCGACCAGAAACGUGCUCUACACUUGCACCGAGUCCGUCGCCGAGAACGGUAUCAUCGACGCCUGGAGCAUAUCGCCACAAGACAGGGGCAAGCUCACCAAGAUCUCCAGUAUCAGCGCGGAGGGCACGUCGACGUGCUACCUGACUCUCGACAAAGCGUGCGAGAACAUGCUUGUGGUGAACUAUUGGAAUGCCACGAUCGGCGUGUUCGGCAUCGACCGGCGGACCGGGGGCCUCACUGGGCUCCGGUCGCUUUACGACCCCAACGAGGGCAAGCCCAUGAAGGCACGCCACGAUAAUCACGUGAACCAUUCUGUCAACGACGAGGGUGCCCAGAAGGAGCGUCAGGCCGAUCCGCACUCUCACGCGGUCAUCUUGGACCCUGUCUUCGGCAAGAUCGCAUACGUCCCAGACCUGGGUAUGGACCUGAUUCGCCAGUUCAAGUACGACAAGGCGACGCUCGAGCCGGCUGGGUCCAUGCCGUCUGGUCCUCCCGGACGCACCGCCCUCGGCCCGCGCUAUUUGGAGUUCCACCCGAGCUUGCCUUUCGUCUACGUCGUCAACGAGCUCUCCUCGGAGGUGUCUGUCUUCGAGUUCGACUCGCAGGCCGCAGAGGACCUCAUCACUGGCAGGGUAGAAGCCAAAGAUGCUCGCCCCACGCUGAGGCUGAAGCAGACGAUCGGCACUGUCCCCGACGCCUGGCCCAAGGAGUGCAACACUUGCGGCCGCAUUUGCGUGCACCCCGCGGGCAAUUUCGUGCUCGUCUCCAACCGGGGCCACGACAGCAUUACUGUCUUCCGGGUACACCACGAGCGAGCGUGCCGCGGCAUGCUGUCCUUGGUCGACGCCCAGCACACCCGCGGCGCCACGCCGCGCCACUUCCAGUUCGACGCCUCUGGGCAGUGGCUGAUCACCGCGAACCAGGACUCCGACAGCAUCGGCGUUUUCCGCUUCAACCUGGCCACCGGCAAGCUGGACUGGACCGGCCACGAGUACAGGGUGCCGUCCCCGAACUUUGUCUGCUCCGUCCAGCCCCACGCGGAAUCUCUGCGCAGGGCGCACACGGAGUCCUCCCGCUCCCGGUCCAGGUCGCGCUCGUCGGGCUCGCCCGGCUGGCUCUGA